Capsicum annuum is the source of this 1790-nucleotide messenger RNA. RefSeq lists its product as uncharacterized. Lineage: Eukaryota; Viridiplantae; Streptophyta; Magnoliopsida; Solanales; Solanaceae. The record is from RefSeq and is a predicted model, not a curated record. Gene Ontology annotation, molecular function: protein binding. The transcript has a single exon. The coding region runs from base 158 to 1603 and encodes 481 amino acids.
CACCAUUGGGACCCACUUGAACUCCUCAACUCAAUCAAAAUGAAAUCCGCCCCCUACCAUUUAUUUCUUCCCUGUUUCUCAACUCGAAAGUUCCCAUGGCUUCUCAAUAUUCUUCAAUUUCUCUAUAGUCCUCCAGAAAAGUCCCCAAAAAUAAUCCAUGGAGAAUUACUCUUAUUCCUCUUACCCAGAUUCCGUAAAUUCAUCCCCACGUUCUCGUGAAAUUGACUGUGACAACGCUUCAUGGGAUGAUCAACAACCACCAGCUAAUUACAAAGUCAAAUUCAUGUGUAGUUAUGGCGGGAAAAUUCUACCUCGUCCUCAUGACAAUCAGCUCGCGUAUGUUGCCGGUGAAACUAAAAUUCUCUCUGUUGAACGUAAUAUUAGGUUUUCAUCUCUAGUCGCGAAGCUCUCUUCGCUGAGUGAUUGUGAUGUUUGUUUUAAGUAUCAGUUACCUGGGGAGGAUCUUGAUGCAUUAAUUUCGGUAACGAAUGAUGAGGAUUUGGAGCAUAUGAUGCUUGAAUAUGAUAGGAUUUAUCGAGGUUCGGUUAAGCCUGCUAGGCUUAGGUUGUUUUUGUUCCCGUUGAGUACGCCUGCUACCAGUACUUUUGGUUCGACGGAUUCAAAGAGUGAGAGUCAGUGGUUUGUUGAUGCUUUGAAUUCUGUUCAGUUGCAGAAUUUGGAUGUUAAUUCACCGAAAUCUGUUUCGUCGGCGGUGGCGGCGGCGGCACCGGUGAAUAACAAUCCUGAUUUUCUGUUUGGAUUGGAGAAAGGAGUACAAGGUCAACAAAAUCCAGCUGUGAAGCUUCAUGAUUCAACUCCUUCACCUCCGGCUCCGGCACCACAACAACCUGUGGUGGUGCCGGAGGUGUUCCAUGCCGGUGGUGAUUCCGAUGCUGGAUCGGAAGACCGGCAAGUUAUUGGAGAUAAUAUCGAUUAUCAGAGACAAAUUCAUGAAAUCCAAAGGAUACAGCAACAGCAACAGCAACAAUCUAUUGCUAGAGUGUAUUCCGGAGAAUACUAUCAGCAGAGAGCGCCGCAGCAGCAGCCACAGGCCGCGGCGGCUGUGCCGGUAACAAAUCCGUCAAAUUUCUGGCCAGAAAGGCAUAUGACAAGUGGACCGUAUCCUGCAACUGCAGUGCAAACUGAUCAGCAACCUGUAUAUAUAGUUCAAACACCAGCCGGACCCGCCGGAAUUUAUCAAACUCCGGCGGGUAUACGACCGGUGACCAGCCAAGUAGGUGCUCCUCCUCAGGGUUAUUACGGCAUGCAGCGUUUAGUACCGGAGGUUUACCGGGAACAGACGGUGUACGGCGGAGUUCCUCCACAGCCAACAAUUCAGCAAUCGAAGAUCGGAGGAGCUUACACGGAAAAUAUGAAUAUACGUCCACACGCGCCACACGCGCCGGUGGAGCCAACGUAUACACAGGUUGGAUAUGAUGCUGUAGGGAGACAGGUUUAUUAUACUGCACCGCCGGGUGUUAUGCAACAGCAAAUGCAGCAUCCGGCGUCGGUGGCGGCGGCUGCCGCCGCUGCAGUGGCGCUGGAUGGUAGGCAGAGUGGUGGCGGGUUGAAUCCAGAGGGUAAAAUUGUUGGCAAGCCAUGAAGCUUUAUCCUUAAUUAAUCUUGUUUUAAGUUAAUUAAUUUUUAAUAAGUGAAAAUAGUAUUUUUAUGAACUUUGCGGCUGGCUAUGGUUGUGUGUUUAGUAUUUUUUGGGAAAUGUUUUCAUGUAAUGUAAUGUAAUGUAAUGUUUAAUGGGAUUGGGAUAUGUAAGUGAAAAGAUUAUUCGUAAA